Molecule: messenger RNA, 2654 nt
Organism: Scatophagus argus
Lineage: Eukaryota; Metazoa; Chordata; Actinopteri; Scatophagidae
Product: zinc-binding protein A33-like
Exons: 2
Coding region: 583-1959 (458 amino acids)
Molecular function (GO): protein binding; zinc ion binding
Source: RefSeq, a predicted model, not a curated record
AGAAGAAGAAGAAGAAGAGGAAAAGUGUAGUGAAGCACAGAAUGUGUCUCUACAGCAAAUGAUGUGUCUCUUUUUCAGUAAAAGUUCAAGUCUUGUUUUCACCAUCUUUAUUUAUUUCACCAUUUUACACCAUCAUUGAUAUGAUAUGUACGGUUGCCAUGGAUACAGAUGUUUUUUGUGGUUUCCUCCGGUUGUUUUGUCGAGCAAAGAGAGAACUGACCUCCAACUUGUAAAAACCUUUCAAAACCUUCAGGUUUUUGCGAGUUAAAGGACUGUGCACAGGAGUUCCUUCUUCCCUAUGGAUGGUCCUUCCUACACUCCUGUCUACAGGAAACUGAAGCACACAGAGAUGAAACCAACUCAGCCCUGCUAAGGGUUACUGUGGAUCAAACAGCCAUGAGAAAGCGCCACCCCCCCAAGGAACACCGGUUAUUCUUGUUUUUAAUCAAGAUGAUAAGUUCCACCAUCACGAUAAAAUCACAACACUGACAGAAACCAACGACUCGAUGGGAUACUCUCAGUAGCAGAUGGAAACCUAAAGACGACAGGAGAAAGCACUGGUCGCCUUUACUGAGAAGGAAAAUGGCUUCACAAUUAGAGCAGGAUCUCUCCUGUCCAGUCUGCCAUGACAUCUUUAAAGAUCCUGUUGUCCUGUCCUGUAGCCACAGCUUCUGCAGAGACUGUCUGCAGACCUGGUGGAGAGAGAAACCUGUAAAGGAGUGUCCAGUUUGUAAAAGGAAAUCAUCAAGGAGUGAUCCACCUCGUAACCUGGCAUUAAAGAACCUGUGUGAGACCUUCUUACUGGAGAGAGAUCAGAGAGCUUCAGUAAGGUCUGAGGUUCUCUGCAAACUGCACUCUAAGAAACUCAAACUCUUCUGUCUGGACCACCAGCAACCAGUGUGUGUCGUCUGCAGAGACUCUAAAACACACACCAACCACAGAUUCAGACCAACUGAUGAAGCUGCACAGGAUUUUAAAAAGGAGCUCCAAAAAACCCUGAAGCCUUUACAGAAGAAACUGAAGGUCUUUGAACGUGUUAAAGGAAACUGUGAUCAAACAGCAGAACACAUUAAAGUCCAGGCCCAACACACAGAGAGGCAGAUUAAGGAGCAGUUUAAGAAGCUUCACCAGUUUCUACAAGAGGAAGAGGAGGCCAGGAUCACUGCUCUGAGGAAGGAAGAGGAGCAGAAGAGUCAGAUGAUGAAGGAGAAGACUGAGGCUCUGAGCAGAGAGAUAGCAGCUCUUUCAGACACAAUCAGAACCACAGAGGACGAACUGAGAGCUGAAGACCUCUCAUUCCUACAGAACUACAAGGCAGCAGUGAAAAGAGUCCAGCAGCACCCCCUGCUGGAUGAUCCAGAGCUGGUGUCAGGAGCUCUGAUAGAUGUGGCCAAACACCUGGGCAACCUGACCUUCAACAUCUGGAACAAGAUGAGGGAGAUGGUCUCCUACACUCCUGUGAUUCUGGAUCCAAACACUGCUCAUCCAGAACUCAUCCUGUCUGAAGAUCUGACCAGUGUGAGACCUGGACUGAGGCAGAAGCUUCCUGAAAACCCAGAGAGGUUUGAUUCCUUCAUCUCUGUCCUGGGCUCAGAGGGCUUUGACUCAGGGACCCACAGCUGGGAUGUUGAGGUUGGACACAGUCCAGCCUGGGUUCUGGGUGUAGCAGCAGAAUCCAUCCACAGAAAGCGAAACACAGCCUUACAGUCUGGAUUAUGGAGAAUACGGUUGUAUAAGGAUAAAUACACAGCGUGUGCACUGCCAGAGCCGGACACUGCGCUCUCAGUGAAGAAACUCCAGAGAGUCCGAGUUCUUCUGGACUGGAAAGGAGGAAAACUGUCGUUCUCCAAUCCUGAUACUAACACACACAUACACACCUUCACACACACUUUUACCGGCAAGUUGUUUCCUUACUUUAACACUUACAAAGAAUUCCCACUGAAGAUAUUAGCAAGGUAGAACAGCAGAAAGCACAGCAUACAGGAGCAUGUGGUGGCCUUUUUACUUAUUGAGAUCUAUCGAUAUUUUUUAUCACUCUGUGUGCUUAAAUCCACAGAUUUAUUAGAAAAUCCAUUUGUUAAAUAAAUCUUGCUUUAUGUAUGAUCAGUUCUAAUUCAAAUCAAAUGUUCUCUGUAUUUUAUAUUGCAUUUUAAAAUUUUUAUAACUUUCAAACUCAUAGCAAAACAAGCACUGGGAAAACAACACAAACACGGAUUUCAGUUUACACUGAUCUAAUCUAAGAAAUGUGGAAGCUGAUCCUGAGUAACUGGUUACCAAACCCACGAUGGCGUGCGGAAACCCUCAUGCUGAACUCUUUGUCAGAGCAUUUUUCUGAGGUGUGUGGAUUGUACAUCGGUAGAAAAGUCAGUCCAUCCAAGACUUGGAUGUCAUGAGCAUAAUAAUCUCAAUGACUGCCUGAAGCAGCUUUGAAGCAUCAUUUCAGGGUACCGUGUAGGACAUAUGGUGCUUUAACUUUAAAGACAAAGGUCCAAGUUCUAGUGCAUAUAAAUCUGUACUGUAUGUGUUGUAUAUGAAUGAUUGCAUGGCGCAUGUAUGGGUGAUUCCUGCGUGGGAAAUGUGGGCCGGUAACAGUGAAAAUGAAUGAGAAAAUUACUGCCUGUUUUUGGUGUAUAAUAAAAUGGUGUGCAACAUGA